GGGCGGAGCGGCCAACAUGGCGGAACGCAGGAGACACAAGAAGCGGAUCCAGGUAGCAAAGCCGAGCUCUGGGCAGGGGGCUUCGGCGCGCUGGAUAGUGGAAGGGGCGGGGAAAGCCCCCUAAAAGGGCGAGCGAAAGCAAGGGCGAGGUGGGGUGGGGUGGGGUGGGGUUCCGCCGCGAGGCAGCUGGCUGCAGGCUGCGCGUUGUGAGGGGCCUGAGGGGGGGCGGUGUUGGCGACGGCGGAGACAGAGACGGAGGUGGUGGUGGAGCAGCAGGGGAAGGAAGGAGGCGCCGCGCUCAGAAUCCGGCUGCGGAGGCGCGGCUGUGGGCCUGGAGUUCCUGUGGUCGCGCUGUCCCGGGCCUGAGCUGGAAGGUCAGCCUCCCCUGGGGCGCAGACGCUGACCCUUCCCGGGGCUCCUCCCCUCCCUUCACCCCAUCCUCUGGCCUUAGCUGGCCUGAAAUUAAGGCCACGGUAAUAGGGGUAGCAGGAGGCGGCGGACUGACCUAAAGCAGCUGGUUCUUUGUGCGCAUAGACCGUAAGGGGGAAUGAUCUGGACUUGGUCAGCUGCCUCGGGGCCUAGGCAGGGAUCUGCUCAUCCAGAUGUUCAGUUGCGUUGCCCUUCUUUCCCUUCAAUAUUAUUAACUUAAUAGUCCACUUGAAGCUUGCCGGCUUUUUUCCGGGCGACGUGGUGUAAACAACCACAACCUCGUUGGUGCUGCAACGAGCUGGUGGAGCCCAGAAACCUUUCACAUGCCAGUGUGUCAUCCUCGUAGUAACGUACAUAACAUCUCCCCCUAAUUCCACAUGCGUGUCAUUUGUGCAUUUCUUCCUUGCGAUUUUCCCUGGUUCUUGUUCUUUGCCAAGAGGAUUAAUUAUGUAGAACAUCUUGGACUCAGGAUAUUUAUUAGUCGUCUCAUCAGCUGAUGUGCUGAGAAACCUUCAUAAGCCCUCAAAUUGAUCACAUGUAGUAAAUUGUUACUAUAAUCAUAAAUUGUUACAUUCAUCAUUGCCUUUCUGUUCCUUACUAUUUCAUUGCUUAGAAUGAUUUUUUCUUUCUUCCAUUUUAUCCCUUCUUUUUUUUUUUAAGUUUAUCGAUUUAUUGGCGUACAAUACAGAUGUUUUGAGCUAUGCAAGUUAAAAUUCUUCUGUAAACUUUUUAAGUGCUGUGAAAAAGACACACAUGAUCAGUAAAUUUGGAAUUUUGGAAUUUGGCAGAAAUAAAGUAGUUCCGAACAGGGUGCAGAAGGGAAUUAGAAAGAGGCAGAUUUCGAGUUCAGACAGAUAAGACUAGGUCUUAAGAUCAGUAGAAGUUUCUAAUUAUACUGUUCUUAAUCUUUCAAGAGUUAGUGUUAUUCCUCUGACGUGGGUAUACAGUAUUUUAUUAGAUUGUAUAUUGAAAUUGUCUGUCAGAUUUGUACUUACAGAACUCCUUAGAUUUACACUUGACAGUACAAUUUUAUGCCCUUCAAUACACAUUGUUUUACAAUUCCAGUUGCUCUUUAAUAUUGUUGUAAGGGCUAUAUAAUUCACCUUUUGAAUAGCUGCUCUUAUUUAGUUGUGAUCUUAUAUUAAACAGAGGCUGUGGAGUAAUGUGACAGUGGCAGAGAGCUAAAACUUGAGCCAAACUGCCUGUUUGUACCCCACCUCCACCAAUUAUUGGCUGAGUAACUUUGAGCAAGUUAAUUUUUACCUCCCUGUCUGCAUCGGUAAGAAAACAUAUUUACCUCAAAAAAAAAAAAAGCAAGAAAAAAGAAAAACUUUAAGAUUGCUGUGAAAAUAAUAGUAUAAUUUCAGAUUCUCGUGUCCCAUCGAAGUUUCUAGCAAGAGGACUGUUGUCACAUUUCCUUCUUGGACUCAUUACUGGUCACUGAAAACCAGAAGAAGUUGGUGAACCAUCUAAAGAAGAGAAGGCUGUGGCCAAGUAUCUUCGAUUCAACUGUCCAACAAAGUCCACCAAUAUGAUGGGUCACCGGGUUGAUUAUUUUAUUGCUUCAAAAGCAGUGGACUGUCUUUUGGAUUCAAAGUGGGCAAAGGCCAAGAAAGGAGAGGAAGCUUUAUUUACAACCAGGGAGUCUGUGGUUGACUACUGCAACAGGCUUUUAAAGAAGCAGUUUUUUCACCGAGCCCUAAAAGUAAUGAAAAUGAAAUAUGAUAAAGACAUAAAGAAAGAAAAAGAUAAAGGAAAAGCUGAAAGUGGAAAAGAAGAAGAUAAAAAGAGCAAGAAAGAAAAUAUAAAGGAUGAGAAGACAAAAAAAGAAAAAGAGAAAAAAAAAGAUGGUGAAAAGGAAGAAUCCAAAAAGGAGGAAACUCCAGGAACUCCUAAAAAGAAGGAAACUAAGAAAAAAUUCAAACUUGAGCCACAUGAUGAUCAGGUUUUUCUGGAUGGAAAUGAGGUGUAUGUAUGGAUCUAUGACCCAGUUCACUUUAAAACAUUUGUCAUGGGAUUAAUUCUUGUGAUUGCAGUAAUAGCGGCCACCCUCUUCCCCCUUUGGCCAGCAGAAAUGAGAGUAGGUGUUUAUUACCUCAGUGUGGGUGCAGGCUGUUUUGUAGCCAGUAUUCUUCUCCUUGCUGUUGCUCGAUGCAUUCUAUUUCUCAUCAUUUGGCUCAUAACUGGAGGAAGGCACCACUUUUGGUUCUUGCCAAAUCUGACUGCUGAUGUGGGCUUCAUUGACUCCUUCAGGCCUCUGUACACACAUGAAUACAAAGGACCAAAAGCAGACUUAAAGAAAGAUGAGAAGUCUGAAACCAAAAAGCAACAGAAGUCCGACAGUGAGGAAAAGUCAGACAGUGAGAAAAAGGAAGAUGAGGAGGGGAAAGUAGGACCAGGAAAUCAUGGAACAGAAGGCUCGGGGGGAGAACGGCAUUCAGACACGGACAGUGACAGGAGGGAAGAUGAUCGAUCCCAGCACAGUAGUGGAAAUGGAAAUGAUUUUGAAAUGAUAACAAAAGAGGAACUGGAACAGCAAACAGAUGGGGAUUGUGAAGAGGAUGAGGAAGAGGAAAAUGAUGGAGAAACACCUAAAUCUUCACAUGAAAAAUCAUAAUCUGACUAAUUUUGGGACUGAAUGAAUAAGUACAAGAGGUUGGAUUUUCUAUGUUGGCUGAUUACCAUAUUGAACACAUGGCAUUUGUAGCAUUCUUUAAAUCUAUCUACUGAAAUGUAUUUGACAUUCAAGCAGUUAUAUUCGGUCCUUCAUUUUAUAGAAUAUUGGCACUAUUAUUGGUACAGUUUAAAGCCAUUAAUAUGUUUUAUCCAUUUGAUAAUUUUACAGUAAGUAGGUCUCAUUCAUUUUGACAGUUAUCAAAGAUGUACUUUCCACAGUUAAAUUUACAUUAAUGGCAAUUUUUGAUAGUUUUAUGGCUUUUUACUGUUAGACUAAUCAAAAAUAACUUUAAAAGGAACAAAGAAACUCCAACAUUUCACAUUAUGCAUAGUUAUGUAGCCAUUUCACAGUUUCUUUAAGAUGUGUAAACUCAUUGUCCUUGAUAGUUUUUAUUUUUCAUUAUAAAAUUAUACCAGGAGAUUUCUUUUAAGAUUCUGAGUUAGCAGAGUUCAAAACUAUUUUGUGGAAACAAGCCAACUAGUAACAAUGCAGCAACACUUCUGGUUUAGCUAAAUUAUUUUUCCAAUGUAGGAAAUCCACACUGAUUUGUACGUCUGACUGAGAGAAAGAUGGUCGUCUCCAGCAGAGAAAGUGAACAGCAUUUGUUGGAAGGUGAUGGCUCUCCCUCCUCCCUCCCCAUUUCAUUGGCGUAACGUAAAGUGUAUUCUGUACAUAAUUUACAAAUAAAACAUUUUAUUUUAAUUGUUACUUAUUAUUUAGAUAUUUCUCAACACUUAAAUUCAUAAAAUUAAGACCAUGUAAGGGUAUGUUUUUAGAGAAAUGGAAGUUUGAGUAACCCACAGAACAUCUGUGAUCUUUCUACAGCAGCUUCAGUUUUGUGCCAACAUUCCAUGUAUUUUGAAUAUGAGCAAAAACUGAUCUUAAGAGCAGACUUAAAGUAGCUUUGUACGCCUUAAUGUUCAUUUUGAUUUAUUUUAAAUCUUUACAUUCAGAAAUGAGAUACUGUAUUAUCAGACCAGGAGGCAUUGCUGUGAAAGAUAAUUUCCUAUUCUAAAAUAUCAAAUUUAAAAUAAAGAUAAUGAAAGAAAACAUAAGAGAACUAUUGGACUCUAAUUGCUUUGAACUAGUUUUGCAGUUUGACUUUACGUCUUAUACAUCUUAGUUACAAGUCUUUGGAAACUCUUGUUUACUUAUGAGCAUAAUCAUUCCUUGGAGUUAUACUAACUAAUAAUGAAUAUUAAAUGAUUUUUCUUCAGUCACAGUGAGAGCAUCUUGCUUUGUGGUUGAAAUAGGUAGUGUAUGUCAGUCUUUGCUUUAGGCUGUUUCUCAUCUAAGUGUUUGAAUUAAAGAUGUUAAAUUUUUCUAAUUGUGAAAAAUAUGUUUUCUGUAUCGACACAUUUUAUUAAACUUGGCUUGAUUGCUUCUUUAUAGUAGUCCCUGUAAGUGGACAUAAAUGUGGCUAUUUGAUGUUAAUGCAACUAUGUCAAGGCUGCAAUCACUUUAAUAGUUUCUUUUUAGCAAAUAAAUGUUCAUUGAUGAAGUGCCUGGGUAUUUUCCCGUCCCAUUUGCAGAGCUCUACUACUUCAUUUCCACAGUAAGCAUAUAUAUAAUGAUCACUUCUGAGUUUAUCACCAGUAACAUUGAUACCUAUUUUGGGGUAUAAACAUGGUGUUUUUCAGAAAUAAAAAUUAUUUCAUUAACCUUUACUAUUACUGUGAUAAUACCCAGGCACUCAAUAUUCAUCCUGAAAUUUUUUAUAAUAUAUGUAAUUUGUCUAGUCUUAAAGACAUUUGGAGCAUGGCCAACAGGAAGGUCAGCUUCUUACUGAUGUGUGUGGAUUCUUACAGAAUGUUAGUACAAAUUUUUAUAAAUAUUUGGUGAUCCCUGGGGGGAAAUAUCAUUCUUACUAUGGUUAGAAAGUGAAUUAGAAAUUUCAGCUCAGUUUCUAUUUUACUAUUCAAGUUGUGUACUUUAAACAAAUAUAAAAAUCAAAAGGCUGCCUCUAUUACAAUCCUCAGUGGAAUAGAUGGCUAUCUUUCUUGGCUAACAUUAAAUAUUCUUGUACCAGAGCAUGGAAAAUCGUUUAUAAUUGUUAAUAGAAUGGCGAUUUUUUUUUAAGAACUUCAGAUUUGCUAUGCUGCUGUAAGUAGAAAGCAUGAAGCUUUUUGAUCAUGUAGGGCUUAUUGUAGAGGGUAUCAAUUGGCCUAACUAAGCAGGAUUGAAUUUACCAGAGGCUAAGUUCAGAUAGUAAGAAUAAUGCAUAUGUGAUUGUUCUUAAAGUCAAUGUAUUAAAUAAGGUAUUUUUCCUUUUCCCUCUUACUGGAUUUUUCAAUUUUCAAACCAUAUGGCCUAGGUAACUUUAAUUGAAAUAAUAUAGAUUUAGUUGAAUACUAUUCAGGAAGUAAUAAAUUUUAAUAUAUCACAUUGAAAUUAUGCAGUGGUGAUGAAUUUUGGUGUUUCCCCCCUCUUUCUGGUUUUACAUCAUGAGGAUCAGUUAGCUGCUGACAAGAAAAGUCAUCUUGUGUCUUUUGUAAAUUGAAUUUUUUUUUUAAAUCUAUUAGGAACUGGAAAACAGCAAGUAUGGUUGAUUCUCAUUAUUCAAGGUAGUUACGUUCUAUAAAGUCACUGCGAACACUGAAUUAGCAAAUAUAGAACCUAGGGGAAAUACAAGGCUAGAUUUCUGCAAGCCACUGGUCACAUUUUCAUCAAGCAGUCAACAUGUAAAUUUCUGUUGUAAAGACACCUUAUUUAAUAUAAUCGAUUCAUUAACAUUGAAGUCAUGACCAACAACACUGUAACUCAUGCCUGAAUGAAGCUUAUCUGACACAUAAGCUUCAUAAGGCACACAACAGCCUUUUUACCCUUAGGAACAGCUUUUUGCCCUUAGCACUAUGCUUGGGGGCCAUUUUAAACAGUGAAAUCAAAAAAAGAACAGAAAUGCAAAAACCAUGGCAUUAGCGUAAAAAGGACACGUUUAUAGUAUGAAAGCUGGAACAUGGCCUUGUUCAACCUCAGCUCAGAAUAUGUGUACAGCAAGUUUUUUGCUGUACCACAAAAUUUUAGGUUAGGCAAAUUCACAAAUACGGAAUCCAUGAAUAACGAGGAUCAACUGUACUUAACUAUAUUUUAAAGCUGUGACAUUUAUCUACCUGGUUUAUGGAAUAGAAUUUAUUGCUGAAUCAUGCUCCAGUAUUUGAGUGAUGUUUUAAAUAUCCUAUGUCUGAAAAUAAUUCCUCCUAAUUGUGUGGUAAUUUGCUUUUACUGUUUCCACAGUAUUUCAGGUCUUUGCUCAUUCACUCAGUAAUACUGAGCACUUACCAUGUACCAGAAUUUUACUAGGCACAACCAUGAAUAAAAAUACAAUUCUCUUGCACCAUUAAAUAGUGUGUUAAGUGCUACGGCAGCAAAUUGCUACAUGUGCUGGAUAUCUCUUGUUUUCCCCUCCAGCUCCACUCUGCUCUUGCCCACAAAGCUGACCCGAAUGGACCACAGCAGUGGGCUCCUAUGCCUCCUGGCUUCUGAGUGGGUUUGGCCAAGGAGUGUCCUGGCCAGAGAUCAGAGGAUGGUAGGGUGCCUAUUCUCGGCUCUUCUCCUGGGGUUGGGGGGCUGCCUUAGCAGCCAAAGGUCACUUCUCCCAAACUCCUUCCCUGCUUUCCAGGUUGCCAGUCCCUGCACUCUUCCUUUCUGGCCAAGGAUGAUGUCAGUUCUGCUGCUACUAGCCUGGAGUUGCAGAAGCUACUGUGCUUCCUCUUUGGGUAGCCUAUACCUAUACUUAUCUCCUCAUAAUAUCUUCAUGUAAAGAACCAUCUGUUUCUUAUUGGAAUCAAGACCAAUACCAAGGAGAAAUUCCUAGGGAACAAAAAUUCCAAUGAGGAAUUGACCUCUUUGUCAGAUCCUUAUCACCAAACAUUAGAAAAGAUCUCAUAACUUUAUACAGCAUGUUGUAAGCAUUUUGAUAACUAAAAUCCUGUUCUAGUGAAUGUCAUGCAGAUAACUACACAAGGAGAUUAAUUUAAAUUUGCCUUCUUUGGCAAGCCCUUAAACCAAUGGCUAAAGCAGUUAGUUGUGAGUUUCUGAGUAGGUCCCAAUGCGUUUAUUUCAUUUGUCCAACCUAGCACAGAGAUCCUUUGAUACUUUAAUUGCAUGGCUUUUCCAAUCAGACGAAAUUUCAGUCUGAGAGAGGACAUAUUUUCUGAGGUUUAUAGUUUUAGGAUUGUCCAAAAGGCCUAUGAUCUCUUCUUAGCAUGACAGAAAGAGGGAAAGAUAAGUUAAAUUUCAAGGGGGUCAUAUCAUCACACUUUGGUCUUAUUUCAUUUUCAAUGAUUUCCUAGAUCACUUUAACUUUUUUGUGUCAUGGACUCCUCAGAAUAAUGGGUUUUUUUUGUUUGUUUGUUUGUUUGAGAUGGAGUCUCACUCUGUCACCCAGGCUGGAGUGCAGUGGCGAAAUCUCAGCUCACUGCAACCUCCGCCUCCUGAGGUUCAAGUGAUCCUCCUGCCUCAGCCUCCCAAGUAGCUGGGAUUACAGGCACAUGCCACCACACCCAGCUAAUUUUUGUAUUUUUUAGUAGAGACAGGGUUUCACCGUGUUGGCGAGACUGAUCUUGAACUCCUGACAUCAGGUGAUCCACCUGCCUCGGCCUCCCAAAGUGCUGGGAUUACAGGCAUGAGCCACCAUGCCUGGCCAGAAUAAUGUUUUUAAAUGCAGAAAAGGAAAUGCAUGGGGUUACAAGGGAAACGAAUUACACUGAAGUGUAAGCUACCAAAUAAUUUAUGAUGUGGUAGUUAUAGGUGUGCAUUUAAUAGCCAGAUCUACGAGUGGAUGUAAUAACUGCUAUGAUGUUGAAGUAGCAUAAAACAUAUAUUAGAUAUCUGCAACAACUGUGAUGUAACAUGAAAAUACCUGAUUUCUGUUGACAAAGUUACUGCUAGUACAACUGUGGAUUGUUGUCUGCACUCGUCAUUGAAGGAAAUACUAAAUUUUAGUUUUAGGCUAGUGAAAUUAAAGUUAAUUUUUCCCAUCCAAGUUCAUGUAUCUUCUGAAUUCUAUCCGUGAAUCCCUUAGAGGUCUGUGAAUUGUAGGUUAAGAACCCCUGCCCUAGCUAAUCAGAUCCACCAAUGUUUCAAAUAGGACUAUAACUUAUUCAAAGGCCAAUGAUACUUCGCAUAAUUCAAUUUUAAUAUUAUUCACAUUUCAUGUCACAAAUUUAGUAAGUUACAUGUGUUAUGUGAUGUUUUGUUUUGAUAGAUUAUAUCUUACUCCUAAAUAAAAAGUCAAGAUUUUUGUAGCAA
This is a messenger RNA of Homo sapiens (human), 8356 nucleotides long. RefSeq names its product SEC62 preprotein translocation factor (gene SEC62). Gene Ontology annotation, cellular component: endoplasmic reticulum membrane. Bases 1961 to 3046 code for a protein of 361 amino acids. NCBI's taxonomy places the organism in Eukaryota, Metazoa, Chordata, Mammalia, Primates, Hominidae. Gene Ontology annotation, biological process: protein transport. The transcript has 9 exons. The record is from RefSeq and is a predicted model, not a curated record.